AUGUUUAUUUCUUCUCUCAAUUUAUUUUUAAUUAUUUUAAUUUCAAUAAUUUCUGGACAACAAUUAAACAACAAACCUCAACAAAAAAUUCCAGAAAUCGACCCAAAUCAUUUCCAGCCAAGUUUAAUCCCCUGUUAUCAAAAUAAUAACCCAAAUUUCCCCCAAAAAUGCCUCCCUCAUUUUAUUAAUGUUGUAACAAAUACUUGUGGAAUAUAUUCUCCAACAAAUUUUUGUAUGCAAACAGGGCAUCGUUUAAAUAAAUAUUGUGAUAAUUCAACAUUUUGGCAAUCAGAAACAAUGGCCGAAGGAAUUAAAUAUCCCCAAACAAUUAAUUUAACAAUUAAUUUAAAUAAACAAUUCGAGAUUACUUAUGUCCAUUUAAAAUUUAUUUCUCCACGUCCAGAAAGUUUUGUUAUUUAUAAAAAAAAUAAAAAUAAUGGAAAUGAAUGGAUACCUUGGCAAUAUUAUAGUGGUUCAUGUAUAUCAACAUUUAAAAUACCAGAAAAAGCUCCAAUACUUCCCGGUAACGAAGCCAUAGCCCAAUGUACAAAAGAAUUUUCUGAUAUAUCUCCAUUGACUGGGGGAAGGAUUGCUUUUUCUACUUUAGAGGGAAGGCCUUCUGCUGAAAAUUUUGAAGAAAGUGAAGAAUUACAGGUAAUUAAGAAACAAAUAAGAAUAUCUCUAGUUAGAAUGAAUACUUUUGGUGAUGAAAUAUUUGGAAAUAAAAAAGUAUUAAGUUCUUAUUAUUAUGGAAUUAGUGAUUUGGCUGUUGGGGGAAGGUGUAAAUGUAAUGGACAUGCAAAUAAAUGUAUUAAAUCAACAGGAAAAGGAUUGCCUCAAAAAUUGAUUUGUGAAUGUCAACAUAAUACAAGAGGAAUAGAUUGUAAUGAAUGUGCUCCUUUUUAUUUUGAUAGACCUUGGAGGCCGGCAACUUCUUUUGAGGCUAAUGAAUGUUUACCCUGUAAUUGUAGUGGACUGUCUAAUAAAUGUUUUUUUGAUCCAAAACUUUUUGAAGAAACUGGACAUGGGGGACAUUGUUAUGAAUGUUUGGGGAAUACUGAGGGUGUAAAUUGUGAACGCUGUCUUCCAAACCAUUGGCGUUCUCCAAAUAAUAAUUAUUGUAAACCUUGUAAUUGUAAUAUUAAUGGAUCUUUAAAUAAUGGAAAAUGUAAUGAAAAUACUGGAAUUUGUAGUUGUAAAAAUGGAGUAACUGGGAAAUAUUGUGAUAAAUGUUUGGAUGGUUAUUUUGGGUUUGGAAUUAAUGGUUGCAAAAAAUGUUUAUGUAAUAAUUAUUCCAAUUCUUCUAUUUGUUCACCUUUAAACGGAAAAUGUUUUUGUAAAGAAAAUGUUGAAGGAGAAUAUUGUGAUCGUUGCAAACCCGGAUAUUUUUUAAUUAAAAAUAACCAAAAUAAUUUUGAAUGUUUUCCUUGUGUUUGUUUUGGACAUUCCUCCAUUUGCUAUUCUUCAAAUAAUCAACAAAAUAAUUUUAUUAAAUUUAAUAUUUCCUCAAAUUUUAAAUUAAAUAAUGAUGAAUGGAAAGCUUUAAGUAUAGAAGCUAAUGGAGAAAUUAAAAAUUUAAAGGUUAAUUAUGAUUAUAAAAAUAAAUUAAUAUUUAUUAAACAAGAAUGUCCCUGGAAAAUUUAUUUUGUUGCUCCAACAAAAUAUUUAGGAGAUCAACGAUUCUCUUAUGGUCAAUAUAUAUAUUUUUCCUAUCACAAAUUAUUAGAAUAUUCCCCCCGAACUAGUACAGAAUUACAAUUAAUUGGAAGUAAAGGGGAUAUACUUUCAUUGUCUUUUAGUUCACAACAAAAUCCAGACAUUUCUACAAACAAAACUUUUUAUAAAUUUAAAAUCCAUUCAAAUCCAAAAUAUCAAUGGAAUCCUCAAUUAAACGAAACUGAUUUUAUUAAAAUUUUAACAAAUUUAACAUCAAUUAGAAUACGUGCUACGUUUUUUCAAGGAGAUAUUGGGUAUUUUUGUAACUGUCCUGGAGGGGGCGCCUGUAUUUAUUUGGACAAACAAUUAAUUUGUACAGAAUGUCCAGAAGGGUAUACAGGCCCUCGUUGUGAAUAUUGUUCCGAAGAUUAUUUUGGACGCCCUUUAUUUGGAAAACCUUGUCAAAAAUGUGAUUGUAAUGGAAAUAUAGAUCCAAAUAAUAUUAGACAAUGUAAUUUGUUUACUGGACAAUGCCUUCAAUGUAUUCACCACACAACUGGCUGGAAUUGUGAGAAAUGUUUACCCGGUUUUUGGAAAGCUCCAAAUAAUUAUUUAUUUGGAGAUGAUAAAAUAAAUAAAAAUAAAUUUAAUUGUAUUCCUUGUAAUUGCCAUCAAUUGGGAACUUUUAAAAAUAAAAAAGGAAAAUUAUUUAGUUGUUCUCAAUUAAAUGGACAAUGUAAAUGUUUACCUAAUGUAAUUGGAAAACGUUGUGAAAAAUGUGCAAUUGGCUACUUUAAUAUAUUUUCUAAAAAUGGAUGCCAACCUUGUAAUUGUGAUCCUUUGGGAAGUUUAGAUGUUACUGAAUGUGAUCAAAGAAGUGGACAAUGUAAAUGUAAAAAUGGGGUUAUUGGAAUAAAUUGUGAUCAAUGUGCCCCUCAAUAUUUUGGUUUAAACUCUACAGGAUGUAUAAAAUGUUUAUGUAAUAAAAUUGGUUCUGAAAGUAUUGACUUUUGUGAUAUUAGAAAUGGGCAAUGUUUGUGUAAUAAUAAUGUUGAGGGAAUUUAUUGCGAGUAA
Meloidogyne enterolobii is the source of this 2730-nucleotide messenger RNA. The record is from the annotation of a GenBank genome assembly. NCBI's taxonomy places the organism in Eukaryota, Metazoa, Nematoda, Chromadorea, Rhabditida, Meloidogynidae.